Molecule: messenger RNA, 222 nt
Organism: Prunus armeniaca (apricot)
Lineage: Eukaryota; Viridiplantae; Streptophyta; Magnoliopsida; Rosales; Rosaceae
Source: the annotation of a GenBank genome assembly
AUGGCCAUCUCCAAGACAUUUACACUUUGCAUUGUUGCUCUCUUGGUGUGCUCGAUUUGCAGUGAAACAACGAAUGCAAAAUAUAUCGGUUAUGGGACAAUACGCCGUGAUCAGCCGUUUGGAUGCAACGGGCAAAGGUGCAUGCCUGCACGAUCCCACUCUUAUAACAGAGGUUGUGAGAAGGAGAAUGAGUGCAGAGGUGGUGGUCGUAAACUAAAAUGA